GAAGUUGAUAUAGAGUGACCCGGAAGUGGCGCAAGGGGGCCGCCAUGGCGGCCGCCGGGGCGCGGGCGGCGGCGGCGGCCGCGCUGGAGGUGGCGGUUCCGCGGGACGUGGUGCUUUUCCGGCACGAACGGGGCCGGUUCUUCCGCCUGGCCGGUUUCUUCUGCGCGGGGCAAGGCCUGUUCUGGACCUACCUGGCUCAUUUCGCCUUCACGGCCCUUCGUCCCGCCGCCGGACCCGGCCCCGACGAUCCGCUCCGACCCCGCGAUAACAAAUGGCGGCUCGGCUUCACCGCCUCCUGCCUCACCCUCGGCUCUCUGAUCGUGGCGGCUGGCAUCCUGUUCCCCCUUCGCGCCGUCCGGCGGGUGACGUUGCUGCGGGGGGGCGCGGAGGUGGCCAUCAGCACCCACGGGCCCCUGGGGCUGGGCCGGGGUCCCACCCUGACCGUCCCCUUGCGCCACGUCUCCUGCCGGGCCCAUCGCUCCGAGGUGCCGGCCGCCCUCCCCCUCAAGGUGAAGGGCCGCCCCUUCUUCUUCCUGAUGGACAAGGGGGGGCAGCUCUGCAACCCCCGGCUCUUCGACCUCACCGUCGGCGCCUACCGCAAGCUCUAGGGGUUUUUUUCGGGGGAGGGGACACACAACACAACAGGAACUUUGUCGCCUUGUCACCCCCCUUUGUCACAUCCCAAUAAAACCCUGAGCUGCCUG
This is a messenger RNA of Chroicocephalus ridibundus (black-headed gull), 704 nucleotides long. It is a transcript of the gene TMEM223, whose product is annotated as transmembrane protein 223. Bases 45 to 608 code for a protein of 187 amino acids. The transcript is spliced from 2 exons. NCBI's taxonomy places the organism in Eukaryota, Metazoa, Chordata, Aves, Charadriiformes, Laridae. Gene Ontology annotation, cellular component: mitochondrion. The record is from RefSeq and is a predicted model, not a curated record. Gene Ontology annotation, biological process: nervous system development.